Molecule: messenger RNA, 1780 nt
Organism: Triplophysa dalaica
Lineage: Eukaryota; Metazoa; Chordata; Actinopteri; Cypriniformes; Nemacheilidae
Gene: hoxa11a
Product: homeobox A11a
Biological process (GO): anatomical structure development; regulation of transcription by RNA polymerase II
Cellular component (GO): nucleus
Molecular function (GO): RNA polymerase II cis-regulatory region sequence-specific DNA binding; DNA-binding transcription factor activity, RNA polymerase II-specific
Source: RefSeq, a predicted model, not a curated record
CAAAUUCUGCCUGACGGAUCCCACUACAACUCGGGUAAGAGGCACGCGCUCCUGAGAGCUAUGUUGUGGGCGUUGCGUUUAGGUCUUGCUAGCCCAAGCUAGAAUUUGCGCAGGUACAAUGAUGGAUUUUGACGAGAGGGUUUCUGUUGGCUCAAACAUGUAUCUGCCCAGCUGCACGUAUUAUGUUCCGGGGGCUGAUUUCUCCACGCUGCCCUCUUUUCUAUCCCAAAGUCCGUCUUCUCGUCUACCCUACUCUUUUUCUUCUAACCUGCCUCAGGUACAGCAUGUCAGGGAGGUUACAUUCCGGGACUAUGCUAUUGACGCUUCUAGUAAAUGGCCUCACCGGGGUCCAUUGACUCAGUGUUAUCCGCCGGAGGACAUAGUACACAGGGAGUGUUUAGCACCACCGACGACUGUUGGUGAGAUAUUCCCCAAGAACAAUUCAUCUGCAUACUACCACACAUCGCAUGCGAGCUCCGUGUCCAAUUUCUACGGCGGUGGUGGAAGAAACGGGGUGCUGCCUCAAGCAUUUGACCAGUUUUUCGACACAGCCUAUGUCUGCUCGGACAGUGCGCCGAACAGCGACUAUGCAGCGAGGGAUAAACAGCACUCCAGUAAGCAGGCAACGGUAAUCCCCGCACCGGAGCAGGAGUCUGAAGGAAAGGAGCGACAGGAGACAAGCAGCCCCGAAUCGUCUUCUGGCAACAAAAAUGAGGAAAAGAUCAGCGGUGCGAACAGUGGACCCAGGGUUCGCAAGAAGAGAUGUCCCUAUACUAAAUUUCAACUCCGAGAGCUCGAAAGAGAAUUCUUCUUCAGUGUGUACAUCAACAAAGAGAAACGACUUCAAAUCUCAAGGAUGCUUAAUCUCACCGAUCGGCAAGUGAAAAUUUGGUUCCAAAACCGGCGCAUGAAGGAAAAGAAGCUUAAUCGAGACCGAUUGCAAUACUAUACAAACCCGCUGAUGUAGGACAAGAAAAUGUCAAAACUACACAAACACAAGAGCGGCAUUAAUUAUAUCACAAAUGAUAUGAUAUUGAUGAUCAGCGCCAGCGGAUAAUUUCAAGUUCGUGAUAAGGAACCAUUCGCAACGACUUGAAGAGUGAUUUCAGUAAAGGUUGUUUUGUGCUCGUUUAACGUACAAAAUACGUUUCGCACAAAUAAGUAUUUUUGGGAGGUCGAACAAUUUCACCGAAGAAUUGCUUCCCUGUUUUCAGUUGUGGAUUACAAACAAAAAAGUGAGAACAACUGUGUAAAGCAUUUGGGUCUAAACAAGUAAAUGCUUUGUAACACACUUUUUAUGUGGUGUGAUAAUCUUGGGGGAAUGUAGUGUCUUUUUACGUUUUGAGCUAAAGACUUUGGUGUGACCAAAUAGAAGAACAACAUGCGAGAAGGUUGGUUUGAAUGCUCACCGUUUUCGAAUUAUUUAUUGAUUUUCCAACAAUUACCUUCAGCAUUAUUAUUGAAAGACUUGGGUAAGCAAUAACACUUAAAUCUAAUAAUGUGUAAACAUUAUGGUCAUCUGUAGCCUAUACUGACCAUAUUCUGAUAAUUUCAUUCUUUUUUUGUGCAAAGUCUGUGAACGGGGAGCUACAUGAGAUAACAAUUUUACGAAGGUUGAUUGAACGAAAAAAAUGCAAAUCUCAUGAAUCCCAAUCAAUAGGUAAACAUAAACACACAUGGUAAUUAGUAAAGUGUUUAAAAAAAAGUAUUAAAGUGUUUCUCUUGGUUUACUUGCAUUAUGUCUGUUUUCAUCCUAAAAAGAAAUAUUUUUCGCACUGAA